AUGUUUUGGAUAUUGUUAGUAUUUUUAGAGUUAUCAUUCGGACAACCAGACAAGAAAAAAACUGAAGACAAUUAUGAAGAUGAGUUUCCUUCCCUUCAGCCAUUAGAUCGAAGUCUUCCACAACCACAUCCCUUUGAUGAAAGACCACCCAGUUUUAGAUCCCGAGGACGUGGUCAAACACGACGUCAAAGACCAUUUAUUCCCCAAAAUUAUCCACAACAACAAUUUGAUUUGCCACCUCAUCAACAACCACUUGACCAACAACAAGUUCCUCAAACUCAACAACAUCAAAUCAAAGAUUUAAAACAUCAAACAAGUAAAUUAUCAAAAGAGUUAUUAAAGCCAACAGAACAAACACGACAAACACCACAAAGAGAAGAACAAGUUGUCAGGCCCAAAAUUACAGCUCAAUUACAAAAGGUAUAUUUACCAACACCACCAAAACCUGCAAAACAAACAGAAAUGGAUGUUAAACUAAAAGUCAAAACAAAUAAAAAACAACAAUUAAUAAAAGAAGCCAAGAAAAAGGAAUUUCCCUUCUUACCACCAAAUUGUCAAUUUUUUAAUCAAAUUCCAGUGACACCAGAUAUAUUUCCAAUGAAGAAGAUUCUGGAAACACUUUCUUCUUAUACCAUGUGUAAAUAUUAUUCCAAUUUUUAUGAUCCAGACUUUUUUGUUCAUUCGCAGUAUUGGCUUGGGGAAUUGUGUAUUGAUGGGAACUGUGAUUUUCCUGAAAACACAGAAGUAAAAGAAGGAUUUACACUCCAUGGGUACUGGCCUCAUUUUUACAAAAACAGAAAUAUGUACUGCUGUACCAACUUUUUUGGUCCCGAUAAUGUUGAAAAUAUGUUACUUCAAGAUACCGAAUUAAUGAUGGAUGUCAAUAAGAAAUGGAUGUCAGUUAAAGAAUGUCGUUUUGCUGUAUAUCAAUGGGACAAACACGGAAGUUGUGCAAUGCGAAUGUUUAAAGGGCCGAAAGGGCCAACUGAUUAUAUGAGAACGGCAAUUAAAUUGUUUGACAGAGUUAAUAUAUGGGAUUUAUUACAAAGAAGUGAAUUAAAAAUUGAGACGGGCAAAUUGUAUCACAAAAAAGAUAUUAAAAAGGUGUUAAAAAAUUACUUUGGAGUUGAUGUGUCAAUUUGUUGCAGAAACGACAAUUCUUUGUAUGAAGUUAAUGUGUGUUACGACGCUAAAGGAAACUCAAAAUACCCAAAACUGAUAAAUUGCCCAGAUAAAAUAUUUAGAUAUGAUGAUGUAAGAUGCAGAGAUAUGAUUAAAUUGUUACCACUUCCUGAAUAUUUGAGAAAUCCAGAAAAAAUACCAAGAAAUAAGUGUCCAUAUUGA
Messenger RNA from Entamoeba invadens IP1, 1344 nucleotides. RefSeq names its product intracellular ribonuclease LX precursor, putative. Lineage: Eukaryota; Evosea; Mastigamoebida; Endamoebidae. Gene Ontology annotation, cellular component: extracellular region. Bases 1 to 1344 code for a protein of 447 amino acids. Gene Ontology annotation, molecular function: ribonuclease T2 activity; RNA binding. Gene Ontology annotation, biological process: RNA catabolic process. The record is from RefSeq and is a predicted model, not a curated record. The transcript has a single exon.